Molecule: messenger RNA, 3395 nt
Organism: Nematostella vectensis (starlet sea anemone)
Lineage: Eukaryota; Metazoa; Cnidaria; Anthozoa; Actiniaria; Edwardsiidae
Product: acetyltransferase efuC
Exons: 13
Coding region: 256-1629 (457 amino acids)
Biological process (GO): L-homoserine metabolic process
Molecular function (GO): homoserine O-acetyltransferase activity; L-serine O-acetyltransferase activity
Source: RefSeq, a predicted model, not a curated record
AAAUUCUAUAUUUUUGUUCGUCACAUCUCCUGUGGCGUUGUUGCUCUGCCCUUCCAACUCCGACUACUCCGCUCUUCACUGAAUACUUCUGUUCAUUUUUCAGAAAACAAACAAAGAAGAUUUUUUUUUUAUCCAUGGGAAGACCUUAGGUGAUGUAAUCUUUGCUUUGUUUACGCCCGCAAAGGGUCCAGUUCGCGAAAGCGGAACAUCGCUGUGGAAGUACGCACCGCAAAAUUACAAACCUCAAUCGCCGGAAUGUCAACAGCCGUCAAAGGCAUCCUAUGGAAGCUAACAAGGCUAAAUAGAAGGAAUGGAGUCGAUAUGUUUAAGGUUUUACCCGGAGUCCGUUAUAAAAGUUCGAAGGUUCGCGAGCAAGUGAGGAUCCCUGACCUUGCACAGGAUUUUAAAGGGAUGGAUCCGUCUUUUCCAUGUUUAUCCGAUCUUUCUAUAAGGUCAAAAUCAAACAGUCAUGGCAUUGACCCAGUCUAUUCCAAAGUGAAUUCAGGAUACAAGACAUUUGUGUAUGACAACCCGUUCUACUUCCAGCAUAACGAUGGGGUUAUCCCGCAGCUGGAGAUUGCUUAUGAGACAUGGGGAGAGCUAAACAGUGAUAAAACUAAUGUGAUACUUCUUUGCACUGGAUUGUCAGCAUCUUCACAUGCUCGUAGUCAUAGGAAAAAUCCAAAUCCGGGCUGGUGGGAGAACUUCAUUGGUCCGGGCUGUGCGCUAGAUACUGAUAAAUUUCACAUCAUCUGCUGUAAUGUGAUUGGUGGAUGCUAUGGUUCAAGUGGCCCAUCUUCCAUAAACCCAGUCACGAACAAGCCAUAUGCCACAACGUUUCCUAUUGUCACAGUGAAUGACAUGGUCCGCGCACAAUUCCUACUCCUUGACUCUUUAGGGGUCAACAAAGUCCACGGCGUGGUCGGGUCAUCCCUUGGAGGAAUGCUUUCACUUACUGCGGCAAGCAUGUAUCCAGACAGGGUAAACCGAAUGGUGACAAUCUCGGCUUGCGCCCAGUCCCACCCGGCAUCCCUCGCGCUACGAUACGUGCAGAGGCGCGUUCUGAUGAGCGAUCCGAACUGGAACAAAGGGUUUUACUACCACGGCCGCUUCCCUCGACUCGGGAUGAAACAUGCGCGCGAGGUUGCUACGAUAACGUACCGAAGUGGUCCCGAGUGGGAAGAGAGGUUUGGUCGUAAGCGUAUCGACCAUACCAAGCCAAUCAGGCCGAGCUUUUGCCCUGAAUUCGAGAUCGAAAGCUAUUUAGACUAUCAGGGAGACAGUUUUUGCGUAAAAUAUGAUCCCAACUCAUUCCUCUAUAUCUCCAAGGCAAUGGACCUAUUCGAUCUUGGCGAGGGUUUUGAUUCUUUGCAAGACGGAGUGGCGCGAAUCGUCUGCCCUACUCUGGUCCUUGGAGUUCAGUCGGAUGUCCUCUUCCCUGUGACGCAGCAGCGAGAGAUAGAGCAUCUACUGAGAGAGGCUGGAAACCAUAGUGUAACAUAUUACGAGCUUCCAUCCAUAUAUGGGCAUGACACAUUUCUUCUAGAUGUAGUGGCUGUGGGUGCCUCUGUCAAGGGACAUUUAGAAACCGACCUAAAGCUCAAUGGCAAGAACAGGAAAAAGAGAUGAAUGUUAUAUCUUCGGGAUAAUGAAAACGUGCACUUGCUUUACAUACAAUGUAAGCACAUAGUACAGUCAACUGUGACUAUAACAUACAUCCUUAGGACCAUUUCGAUUACUGACACCCUGGUGACCCUUUCGAUUACGGACAUCCUGGUGACCCUCUCUAUUACGGUCACCCUCGUGACCCUCUCUAUUACGGACACCCUGGUGACCCUUUCGAUUACGGACACCCUGGUGACCCUCUCUAUUACGGUCACCCUUGUGACCCUCUCUAUUAUGCACCCUCGUGACCCUCUCUAUUACGGUCACCCUCGUGACCCUCUCUAUUACGGUCACCCUCGUGACCCUCUCUAUUAUGCACCCUCGUGACCCUCUCUUUUACGGACACCCUCGUGACCCUCUCUAUUAUGGUCACCCUCGUGACCCUCUCUAUUACGGUCACCCUCGUGACCCUCUCUAUUACGGUCACCCUCGUGACCCUCUUUAUUAUGCACCCUCGUGACCCUUUCGAUUACGGACACCCUGGUGACCCUCUCUAUUACGGUCACCCUCGUGACCCUCUCUUUUACGGACACCCUUGUGACCCUCUCUAUUAUGGUCACCCUCGUGACCCUCUCUAUUACGGUCACCCUCGUGACCCUCUCUAUUACGGUCACCCUCGUGACCCUCUCUAUUGUGGUCACCCUCGUGACCCUCUCUAUUACGGUCACCCUUGUGACCCUCUCUAUUAUGGACACCCUGGUAACCCUCUCUAUUAUGGUCAUCCUCAAGACCCUCUUUAUUACGGUCACCCUCGUGACCCUCUCUAUUAUGGACACCCUGGUGACCCUCUCUAUUACGGUCACCCUCGUGACCCUCUCUAUUAUGGUCACCCUCGUGACCCUCUCUAUUAUGGACACACUCGUGACCCUCUAUUAUGGUCACCCUCGUGACCCUCUCUAUUACGGUCACCCUCGUGACCCUCUCUAUUACAGACACCCUCGUGACCCUCUCUAUUACGGACACCCUCGUGACCCUCUCUAUUACGGACACCCUCGUGACCCUCUCUAUUACGGUCACCCUCGUGACCCUCUCUAUUAGGGUCAUCCUCGUGACCCUCUCUAUUACGGACACCCUCGUGACCCUCUCUAUUACGGUCACCCUCGUGACCCUCUCUAUUAUGGUCAUCCUCGUGACCCUCUCUAUUACGGACACCCUCGUGACCCUCUCUAUUACGGUCACCCUCGUGACCCUCUCUAUUACGGUCACCCUCGUGACCCUCUUUAUUAUGCACCCUCGUGACCCUUUCGAUUACGGACACCCUGGUGACCCUCUCUUUUACGGUCACCCUCGUGACCCUCUCUAUUAUGGACAAACUCGUGACCCUCUCUAUUAUGGUCACCCUUGUGACCCUCUCUAUUAUGGACACACUCGUGACCCUCUCUAUUUCGGACACCCUCUGGACCCUCUAUAACGGACACCCUCGCCACCAUAUUGUUCUAUACUUUCAGUUUGCCAUCAUUUCUACUGGAAGUUAAAUUAUGUAAAAUAAUCUAACUAAACAAAGUUGUAUACUUUUUUCACCGAAUUAAAAAAACAUGUUGCAAUGGCAACCCUUCCCCUCCCCCCCCCCCCCCACAUCAACCAACGAAAAUUCAGCCUUUGCACUUUCUUAUUUUCUUGGAUGACAAAAUAAUGAUCAUAAAGCAUGUGAUAAUUUAUGGAUUCAGGUUUUAUUUUAGAUCAAAACAUGCAUCAAGACAUUUUUUUAAAUAAACAAGCAUUUGAAUAAA